AUCCUUCCCCCUCCCAAGAUGGCGGACAGCCUGCCCUCGGAGUUUGAUGUGGUGGUCAUAGGAACGGGUUUGCCUGAAUCUAUCAUAGCAGCUGCAUGUUCGAGAAGCGGCCAGCGAGUUCUGCAUGUGGAUUCGAGAGCUUACUAUGGAGGAAAUUGGGCGAGUUUCAGUUUCUCAGGAUUAUUGUCCUGGAUAAAAGAAAACCAGGAAAAGGCUGACACUUGUGAAGAAACUGAACCCUGGAAAGAUCUGAUCCUUGGAAAUGAAGAAGGGAUUCCUCUGAGCAAGAAGGACAAAACCAUUCAGCAUGUUGAAGAGUUUUGCUAUGCCAGUCAGGAUUCAGUGGAGGAUGUGGAAGAAGCCGGUGCACUGCCAAAGCACUCUACCUCGGUUAUCCCUACUUCUAGCGAAGUUCUAGAGGAAGCUUCUGCUACCACUGAAGAGGAAUGCGUUCCUUUAGACGGUCAGUCAUCGGGAGUCAAAGGUGAAGAAACGUCCCCAGAAAGUCCUUCAGAAAACAACGCAAAAUGUCCAGACGACCACAACAGUGUAGAAGUCACCUCUCUAGGAGAGAAACACAGCGACGAUGUAACCUCUGAUCAAUCAGUAUCGGGAACGGAAAACGAAGAAUCCACAUCAAUAAUGGAUGCUACCGCUGAACCGAAGAAAAUUACUUACUCCCAAAUUGUUAAAGAAGGCAGGCGAUUUAAUAUUGAUUUAAUUUCCAAGUUAUUGUAUUCUCGAGGAUUGUUGAUAGACCUUCUGAUUAAGUCCAACGUUAGCCGAUAUGCCGAGUUUAAAAAUGUUACCCGGAUUCUUGCAUUUCGAGAAGGGAGAGUAGAACAGGUGCCGUGUUCCAGGGCAGAUGUCUUCAACAGCAAGCAGCUGACUAUGGUGGAGAAGAGAAUGCUGAUGAGAUUCCUGACGUUUUGUCUGGACUAUGAAGCGCACCCCGAUGAAUAUCAAGCUCAGAAGGAUUGCAAGUUUUCCGACUACCUGAAAACCCAGAAGUUGACUCCCAACUUGCAGCAUUUCAUUUUGCAUUCCAUUGCAAUGGUCUCGGAGGCGGACUGCUGCACCAUAGACGGCUUGAAGGCAACACAGAAAUUUCUGCAGUGCCUUGGCCGUUACGGCAACACUCCAUUCUUGUUCCCUCUGUACGGGCAAGGGGAGAUCCCGCAGUGCUUUUGCCGGAUGUGUGCUGUAUUUGGUGGUAUCUAUUGCCUGCGCCAUUCUGUACAGUGCCUUGUGGUGGACAAAGAAACUAGACGGUGUAAAGCAAUCAUCGAUCAUUUUGGUCAAAGAAUAAAUGCCAGCUAUUUUGUUGUGGAAGAUAGUUACCUUUCAGAAAAGAUAUGUAGGAAUGUGUGUUACAGGCAGAUCUCCCGAGCAGUUCUCAUUACCGAUCGAUCGAUACUGAAGACCAGUUCAGAUCAGCAGAUUUCCAUUUUGAAUAUCCCGUCCAUGGAGCCAGACCAGCCGGCAGUUUGCAUCAUUGAACUUUGUUCCUCUGCCAUGACGUGCAUGAAAAAUACAUAUUUGGUCCAUUUAACUUGUUCUUCUGUUAAAACUGCUAAAGAAGAUUUAGAACCUGUUGUGUGGCAAUUAUUCACCAUAGUCACAGAAACAGAAAGUGAAGGUACAGGAGCCAGUGUGCAAAAGCCCCAAAUUCUCUGGUCAGUGUAUUUCAACAUGAAAGACUCAUCUGGAGUAGACAGGACUUUGUAUGACAGCUUACCUUCCAAUGUCUAUGUGUGUUCUGGACCAGAUAGUGCUUUAGGAAAUGACUGUGCGGUCAGACAGGCUGAAGCCAUUUUUCAAGAGAUGUUUCCAAGCGAGGAGUUCUGCCCACCCCCUCCAAAUCCAGAAGAUAUUAUCUAUGAUGGAGAUGGGACUCAGGCAGAGGAUCCCAGAUUCAGCAAUGAGUCGGAGGCCAAUCCAGAGACUUUGCCUGAAGAGUAGUGAAGAGACUGAGGGAUACCCUGAGGCAUGAGGUGACUCAAAGGCCCCAGAUUAGACUGAUGUUGUGAUGGACUCCGAAAUGAAGAACAACGAAUUGGCUGUCACAUGGACAUGUCAUCCCAGGAAUUCCAUUGGGACUCACAGACUUGUUUAAUAGCCUGAGCUGAGACAGAAAGUCUUGUCCAAAGUAAUGAGUUUCAGCAUAUGACAUUUUUGUCUCAUUUUUCUGGGAAAUACAUUUACCAUUUUUGUGGAUAAGAUAUUCCUUCCACAGAACGACAGUUUGCAAAGUGAACAGCAGCAAAGCACAUAACUUGGGUUUCAUUACAACAACAAAAAUACAGUUCUGUUCCCAGAUGGCAGCCAUUAGGGUAGAUAAAUGUGGGAAAGAUCAGCAUUUUUAAAGUUCUGGUAGCCCUACUUUACCUGAAGAAAAUGUUGAAGUAUUAAGUCAUUGUUUUGGUUUGCCAUAAAGAUCACCAAUGUGGCUUUGAAGCUCUGCCAUCAUAGAUUAUCCCUGAGUGACGUUCAGAAUAAAAUAGGUACACUUGCCUUCUUUGAA
This is a messenger RNA of Eublepharis macularius, 2524 nucleotides long. RefSeq names its product CHM Rab escort protein (gene CHM). Bases 19 to 1962 code for a protein of 647 amino acids. The transcript is spliced from 15 exons. Gene Ontology annotation, molecular function: GDP-dissociation inhibitor activity. The record is from RefSeq and is a predicted model, not a curated record. Gene Ontology annotation, biological process: protein geranylgeranylation; vesicle-mediated transport; small GTPase-mediated signal transduction. Lineage: Eukaryota; Metazoa; Chordata; Lepidosauria; Squamata; Eublepharidae. Gene Ontology annotation, cellular component: cytoplasm; Rab-protein geranylgeranyltransferase complex; cytosol.